GAGAAGUCUCUUCUCUCAUCUUCAUCAUAAAAAGAGUUAACUUUUGUCUUCUCAGUUUGGUCUGCAUAUUUUCUGUUUUAAAGUCUCUGGUUGUCUCCCUGCUAUGUGGUUUCCGUGUGCGUUAAGGAGGAAAGCCUUGUGUUUGUAAACUUCUGUCUCCACGAAAUUCGCUCUGGCUAAAUUUUAAAUCAUGGUUGGAGGAGGAAGAAGUGCGCAGAAGCUGACUACAAAUGAUGCACUUGCGUAUCUCAAAGCUGUCAAGGAUAAGUUUGCAGAUAAACGCGAAAAGUAUGAUGAGUUUCUUGAGGUCAUGAAAGAUUUUAAAGCUCAGAGAGUUGAUACUAGCGGUGUCAUCUUGAGGGUGAAAGAGCUAUUCAAAGGGAACCGAGAGCUGAUCCUGGGUUUCAAUACUUUCUUACCAAAGGGUUUUGAGAUAACUCUCUUACCUGAAGAAGAUGACCAACCUCUCCCAAAGAAGCCUGUUGAGUUUGAGGAAGCUAUUAGCUUUGUCAACAAGAUUAAGACAAGGUUUCAAGGUGAUGACCGUGUAUACAAAUCGUUUUUAGACAUUCUGAACAUGUAUAGAAAGGAGAACAAGUCCAUUACUGAGGUCUACCAGGAGGUGGCUAUCCUUUUCCGGGACCAUCAUGAUUUGCUUGUGGAGUUCACUCACUUUCUCCCAGAUACUUCAGGGACUACCUCUACUAAUGAUCUUGUGAAAAUAUCUGUACCUGACCGAGGAGGCUUUAAAUCUCUUCCCACCAUGCGAGACUCUGACAAGAAGGACCGGAUCAAUGCGUCACAUGCUGACCAUGACUUCAAAACUGAACAUAUGGAGCUAGACCAGGAGAGAUCUUUGUUGAAAGAAAGUAAAGAAGACGUUAGACGCAUUGACAAAAAGAAUGAUUACAUGGAUGACCAGAAAGGGCAUUUCCUCCACAGUAAGAAGAAGCUGACACUAAGGGAUGAAGAUUCUACUGAAACCUCGAAUCAGGGUAGAGAAGGAGACAAGUUUUGUGGAGCCAUUGCCACUUCAUCUACUAAAGAUGAUAAAGGCCAUGUCCAAGAACUUGCUUUUGUUGAUAGAGUGAAGGCAAAGCUUAAUACCUCUGAGUACCAAGAGUUCUUACGAUGUCUUAAUCUCUUUUCAAAGGAAAUAAUCAGCCAACCAGAGUUGCAGUCUUUGGUGGGUAAUUUAAUUGGAGGAUAUCCAGAACUCAUGGAAGCCUUCAGAGUCUUUUUGGUUCAGUGUGAAAAGAAUGAUGGACUACUCUCUAGUAUUGUGACUAAGAAAUCCUUGUGGAGUGAUGGAAAAUUUCCUCAGCCUACCAAGUCACAGGACAAAGAUACAGACCGAGAACGUGAGAAGACUGAAAGGCUUAGAGAAAGAGACCGUGAGAAGGAGAGGCUUGAAAAGGCGGCAGCGAGCCAGAAAUGGGCUAAACCUAUCAGCGAACUAGAUCUCUCCAACUGUGAACAAUGCACUCCUAGUUACCGGUUACUUCCAAAGAAUUAUCCAAUUCCUAUUGCAAGCCAGAAAAUGGAGAUUGGUAGCCAGGUGCUUAAUGAUCAUUGGGUCUCUGUCACUUCAGGAAGUGAAGAUUAUUCAUUCAAACACAUGCGUAAGAACCAGUACGAAGAGAGCCUCUUCCGCUGUGAAGAUGACAGGUUCGAGCUAGACAUGCUAUUAGAGUCUGUGAACUCAGCUACCAACCGAGUGGAAGAGUUAUUGGCAAAGAUUAACAAUAAUGAAUUGAAAACCGAUACUCCCAUCUGUGUAGAGAAUCACCUCACAGCUCUAAACAUAAGGUGCAUAGAACGUUUAUACGGUGACCACGGGCUGGAUGUGAUUGAUUUGUUAAAGAAGAAUGCAUAUCUUGCUUUACCUGUAAUACUGACACGUUUGAAACAGAAGCAAGAAGAAUGGGGAAGGUGUCGUUCUGAGUUUAACAAAGUAUGGGCUGAUAUAUACACCAAGAACUACCACAGAUCACUUGACCAUCGCAGUUUCUAUUUCAAACAGCAGGAUUCAAAGAAUCUGAGCGCAAAAGCUUUGUUGGCAGAGAUAAAAGAGAUCUCUGAGAAGAAGCGAGUAGAGGAUGAUGCACUUCUUGCUCUUGCUGGUGGAAACAGGCGAACUAUUUGCUCCAACAUGAGUUUUGAUUAUCUGGAUCCUGAUCUACACGAGGAUCUUUAUCAGCUGAUCAAGUAUUCUUGUGGAGAAAUGUGUUCAACAGAACAGCUAGAUAAAGUUAUGAAGGUGUGGACAGAGUUUUUGGAACCGAUGUUUGGUGUUCCUUCUCGCCCUCAAGUUGCUGAAGACCGAGAAGAUGCCGUCAAGUCUACUACGAACCAGAAUAUAAAAAGUGGCGAUGCAAGUGCGGGCAGUCCUCAAAAUGGAGCUACUGUUGCCAGCACUGUGCGGUCAAAUGGCCCUGGAAAAGCCGAUAGAGAUGUCACCGGCAGUAAGUCUUCAAAUGACAACAUUCAGAAUGAUAAAAUUUCGAAAAAUCAAACCACACCUGAAGAAAGGCCUGAAACCAAAGAAGCUGUUACUAUUGAACGUGUGCAUAGCUCAAAUUCACCACCUGUAGAUGGAUUGAUACCUCAAAGGAAUGGGAAAACCAGCGUUUUAUCCAUUGUUGGGCUUAGCAAUAGUAUUCCAAAACCUGGUGGUUUAACCGGUGGAAUGGAGAUGGAGUUGAAGCCAAACCACGUAAAUGGUACAUUGGCUGAAACAUCGAAUAAUCAAAGAUCUAACGAAGUCUCUGCUGGGGAAACCAAAGUUGAAAGAGAGGAAGGUGAGCUUUCUCCUACGGGAGAUUUUGAGGAAGAUAACUUUGCAGAGAAUGACUUGGAUGCUCUCAGCAAUGGUAAGAAUGAAAAUAACUUAAACAAGAGAAGUAGUGGAGAGAAUGAUGCUAAUGCGAAUGAUGAAGGCGAUGAAAGUGCACCAAGAUCAUCAGAAGACAGCGGAAACACAUCUCAUAACGGUGAUGUUUCUGGAACUGAGUCUGGUGAUGGUGAAGAAGAUUGUUACCCUGAAGAUGAUAACAAGGCAGAAAGUGAAGGUGAGGCUGAAGCUGAAGAAGGUAUGUCUGAUGCUGAAGGAAAUAGGCCUGUGUUGCCCGUUUAUGCGCGAAGCCUGCUGCAUGUGAAGCCUCUGUCUAAGUAUGUCCCUCCAGCUAUACUCGAUAAGGACAACAAAGAUGAUUCUCAGAAGAAGAACUCAAUAGUCUUUUAUGGGAAUGACUCUUAUUACGUUCUUUUCAGGCUUCAUCAGAUUUUGUAUGACAGAAUACUAUCAGCAAAGAUCAAUUCAUCGUGUCCUGAAAGAAUGUGGAAGACCUCAAAUUCAACAAACCCUGCAGAUUCCUACGCCAGAUUCAUGAAUGCUCUCUACAACUUGCUUGAUGGCACGUCUGAUAACUCCAAGUUUGAAGAUGACUGCCGAGCAAUCAUUGGGACACAGUCAUAUGUUCUCUUCACAUUAGACAAACUGAUCUACAAGCUCAUCAAGCAUCUCCAAGUAGUAGCAGCUGAUGAGAUGGACAGCAAACUACAACAGCUGUAUUCAUAUGAGAAAUCAAGAAAGCCUGAGAAGUACCUCGAUGAUGUUUAUUAUGAAAACGCUCGUGUUCUUCUUCCUGAUGAAGAUGUAUACCGCAUUGAAUGUGAGAUUUCAGCACCAACAACAUUAUCUAUUCAGCUUCUGGACUAUGGACAUGAUAAGCCUGAUGUGACUUCCAUAUCCAUGGACCCAACUUUUGCAGCUUACCUCCAGAAUCAAUUCCUUUCCAGCCAAGCUAAGGUGAAAGAGAAUCCUCGAAUCUAUCUAAACCGGAAUAAACGUAAAAACGGUGAUGACGAUGAGCUCUGCACCACGGAUGGAGUUAAGAUUAUAAACGGUUUGGAGUGUAAGAUAACAUGCAGUUCUUCAAAGGUCUCGUAUGUAUUUGACACAGAGGAUGUAUUGCAUCGUGUUAAGAGGACGAAGGUUUUGAACCAAAGCAGCGAUUCUUUAAUUAGGGAAAGGAGGAUACAAAGAUACCAAAAACUUCUCGCCAGCCAAUGACAUUUUCUCACUUACACUCAGGCAAACGCUCGUGAAUAAGACACAAGGAUGCCAUUCUUUUUGCUUGUUAUACAUCAGGAUUGAGAUUUUGUCAGAAGAGAAGAAAACUAAAGAUGGCACUCUCUCACCUAUGCUGCUGCUGUUGCCUCUGCUCCUUUGUUGAAAUCUCACUGAAAAUAGAAAAGGGAAGGAGGAGAAGAUCGAAGGAAUACUGAGAAGGAUUAAGCUUUUCCACAAUUGGUGUAUAUAAAGCUUUUUGUAUGUUGUAACAUUAACAUAAAGUUCAUCUCUUUGUUUGGUACAUAUUCUUUCCAACAUUAGUCACAUGAAUGCAAAAUUGGUGAAUUAAUCA
Messenger RNA from Brassica oleracea var. oleracea, 4427 nucleotides. RefSeq names its product paired amphipathic helix protein Sin3-like 4. Gene Ontology annotation, molecular function: transcription corepressor activity. The transcript is spliced from 21 exons. The record is from RefSeq and is a predicted model, not a curated record. Lineage: Eukaryota; Viridiplantae; Streptophyta; Magnoliopsida; Brassicales; Brassicaceae. The coding region runs from base 191 to 4075 and encodes 1294 amino acids. Gene Ontology annotation, biological process: negative regulation of transcription by RNA polymerase II. Gene Ontology annotation, cellular component: histone deacetylase complex; chromatin.